This is a messenger RNA of Osmerus eperlanus (European smelt), 3972 nucleotides long. RefSeq names its product coiled-coil domain-containing protein 136-like. The record is from RefSeq and is a predicted model, not a curated record. The transcript has 4 exons. NCBI's taxonomy places the organism in Eukaryota, Metazoa, Chordata, Actinopteri, Osmeriformes, Osmeridae. Bases 1 to 603 code for a protein of 200 amino acids.
AUGGGAAUCAGUUAUAAUGGGCAAUCAUCCCAUUUACUUGAGCAUCUGUGUCCAUCUGUCAGCUCCAGUAAUGCCUACCUGGCCCUGAGGGAAGACAAGGAGGCAGGGGGGGUCCAGACCACCCAGGGGGACCAGCCCCCUGAGGUGGACUCAGUGAAGGCCAGUGGGGGCUACUUGACCCUGUCCCAGGCCCUGCCGGACCACCAGGGGCCCCACCUGGUGGACGCCUCCAUCCAGAAGAAUAUGUCCUUCGAUGGGAAGCCUGUGGACCCUGGGAGCUGGACCGGGGGCCCGGCGGAGCUGACGUCCCUGAAGGACCAGCUCUCCCAAGCCGAGGAGAGGGUCUCACGCGUCCAGAGCGAGUGUGAGGGUCUGAGGGGGGAGCUGCAUGAGCUCCAGAGCCUGUAUGACCUCAGCCAGCAGGAGAGGGCGGAGCUAGAGCAGGAACUGCAGCGCUGCAAGAGGGAGCUGGAGAAGCUGGUGGACAGGAAGUCCCAGAACUGCCCUCCUCCGUCAGAGCCCCCUGUUCUCUCCAUCCCCUUCAUAGGAAUGAUUGUAAUAGUGGCCUUGAUUUGGUGCUGGUGGGAGGAGCUGGCGUCCUAGAGGGGAGCAGGGUGACGAGGAGGGCUGGAACUUGGUUGCAGUGGUUGCCGUGGCAGCCCUUGUCGUUCUGAUAGUCCCCAGCCUGACCAGAAUGCUCACCUGAGCCCUAUGAAGGAAGGAGCAGCACAGGAAGCUCCUUUGCCCGUUUGUUUUUCUUCUUCCAGGGAUCUUCAUUUCCACAUCCUCGCUUGUGGAAGAAGGGCCCAGCGUCACAUACUGAUUUUCAUCCGUUUCCACAAGUAAGAAGACGAUCAGGAGCAAUGUUCAAACGCGCAAACACACACACACACACAAACACACACUGCUCCAAUGAAGGACGUUGGUCUAACACAAGGACAUUAGACAGAUGCGGUUCCUGCUCACCAAGGUUUUCUCCAGCCCCCCUGUCUGAACAGCAGAUCGUUUAUCAUGUUUUUAGGCCAGUCUUUUCUCUCCUCCUCCUCCGGCCUCCUCCGGCCUCUUCCUCCUCCUCCUCCUUUACAAGUUCGGAGGAAAGAGAGCGUGAGGGGGAGUUCCAGGCUUGUAAAAGGUUGCUGUCUUUCACCAGAGAGGCUCCCCGAGGAGCAGGGCAUACUUGUCUCUUGAAUUUCGGGAUGGUUUUAUUCACUGGUUUACUGACAGCCUGAGUGGAGGUUGACUCGAGAAAAGCCUUAUUGUUUUCCCUCUCAGGACAGAGGACCGUUUUGCACACGCACACACACACGCACACACACACAUACACACACUUUGACUGUAUUUAGAAAGUGUAGUAAAACAGUGAAGUAUAUCAAUAUGCAGGAAGGUACCAGUUUGUUUUGGCCUUUCAGAAUCAGUGGGACACUAACAGCAUCCUCGUCACAUUACCUUGUUCCCAGAAUCCCCCAUUUUCAUCUCUGCUACCGUAUGCCUGUUUAAAUCUCUCUGAUGACUCAUCUACGUCGAGGCAUGCUCUCCUUAAAAGAGCAGAUUACAAGAAGAAAAUGUAAUCAAUUGUCCAAUUCUUGUAGAGGUGGUGUUUAGAAAGUGAUUGUAAUAUCACAUAUAUAAGUUACAAAAAAAGAUUGCUGACUGAUUUCACUGUGUCUGGUUAAGAGUUUGGUCCUAGCGAACUGGAGAGGUUAACUGCUUGAAACUGAAAGAUAUUUUUGUACAUGGACGUUGCAUCUUAUUUUUCAAAGGAUAUUUUACUUUUAGAGGUAAUAUGAGAGAUGAUAUUGAUGUACUUAAUCAAACACAAUCAUGACAGUGAACCAAAUGUAAUGAAAGGUCUUGUGUCUGAGAAGCAUCUAUUACUUCUUCAGGUGUUGUUUGUCCAACGGUGAUGCUCAUCAUUGAUUGGUUUGGCAUGAGGCAUUACAAACAUAGCUAGAUCACUUAUUUAUUGAGAUUGUAACUCGCCUGCCUCAAUCUCUGAUAACGCAUGUAACCUUUAUCAAUACAACAUGCAGACACUUUCCAAGAGUCAUUCCAAGGGGAGUUUGAGGCAACUUCAGCACGAAGACACUAUUGACACUAUUUUGAUUAUAUUGUCUUGACAGCACUCGCAGAGUUGCAAUUGAUUUGAAAGUAUUGAUUGUAGGCAUGGGUCCACUACAGCAUCCGAGCCUUACACAAGAAUUUAAACUCUUUUGUGUACCUAACAAUUGUAAGUGUUUGAAAAUGCUUUGUAAUAAGUUAGAAAAUGUGUUUCGUUUCAGACUUGUGGGUGUGUGUGUGUGCGUGUGUAGGGGGGGGAGGGUGCAAGCUCACCGCUAUGACAUCAGCACACGUUGCAUACCGACAUCGGAAUGCAACGGAAGUGUUUUCUGUCUCUCUGGCGCAGAGUUAAUGAGGAUGGUGUUCAUUUGUAUGCCGAGUUACCGGCUGCUGUGCGCGAGCGUCUAUGGCGGCCCGUUUUGUUUAUAGACAAUUUCCCAUGUGCAUGGCUUUUCUCGUCCGUUUAAGUCGACAACUCUAUUUACAGUAUUUGCUGCAUUCACAAUGGCCUCUGCAGUCUCCAGAUCAUUGUUAUCGCUUUGCAUGAUUGAGCAAUUUAGCACCCAGUUUCUCUUAUUGUCGUAGAGAUGGGUAACAGACGUGACGAGCAAUCCAAUAUUUAUAGUUAAGCCUCUUAAAUCCAAUGAGUCGCUUUAUAGAGGCGAUUGUUUAAACACAGGACCGCCUGUUUGUCAGAAUCCUUAGGCUAUUGUCUCUAUUCUGUGGAUGUCUGAAGUUGUACAGUGUGUAGGCCUAUGGCAGACCUUAACAGUUAAACGCUUUAGACCUCUGGAGUUGUUUUAAGUGUAAAUUAAAACAAUCCGAUUUUUUGGAGCACAUUUUCAACAGUGCACUGACUGAUUGGCUCAUAUAGGCUACUUCUAGUUUUACAUGUUACACUGUAAAAUUAUAAUAGCCAAUUAUACUCAAAGCUAGCUGAGAAACACUCUAUUUUGUCUUAAUUUUUUUUGUUUUUGUGAUGCAGUAAAAAAUAAAGCCUCAUUAGUGGGUCAGCGCAUGCUUCAGUUUAUGUACAAAUAACUGGAUUUGCGUAUUUUUGUACCCACUGUGGUAUUUGUACUGUAUUGUAAAUAGGAUAGAUUUGAACAAAGCUGAAUCAUUUAUUUACUUUCCAAAAGUUAUUUUUGAAAUCAUGAACAGUUCAUCUAAUGCCUCUCUUUCCAGUGCAGUGUAUAGGCUACACUGAGUCAGUCCAUAUGCCCUUUAGAUUAUGACCACAAACAUAGAUAUUAGUGCUUGCAUGUUAGAUUUUGUUGAGAAUGUUGCAUGUGGAUAGAUAUAAUUAGUAGAUUAGGUUUCUGUGGUAGCAGUUGUUUCAGCCAGUGCAGUGACAUGAGUGCAUGACUAAACCAUCUCUUCCAUGACCUUAAUUAAGAAUGUCAACCUGUAUUUCUUUGUUUUACUUAACUUUUGCACUCACUUGUUGAAAAUGUUUAUUUCACUGUAUAUUCUAUCCUAUUCUACUUUAUCGUAUUCACUCCUCACUGAGUCAUACUCUCGAAUGACUUCUCUGUUGUGCUUGUACGCUGUGCUCUAUUCCUAUGCUGUGCUUCAAACCAUCCUUAGUCCAGUAUCACAGACAAAGAGUGACAUCGCUGGAACUGUCUGGAAGCGUCCCAGGACAUGGCUGCCAUUGUACAUGUGCCGUGGUGCUGAUGUUUGUACAUGACGAUGUGUAAACCGCUGCCUGUUCUAUGUGUCUCUGGCUGUCUCUCGUGUUUCUGUGUGACUAGGCCGUCUGUGGAGGAGGGUUCCUCCUGAAGGCCAUGUCGACGCUUGUCUGUACGGGCUGUAGGUCUGGAUAAUUCCAUUAGGACUGUGUGAAUUUUAGUUUGACGAGUCUGUACAUUUUUGGAAAGAAACCGAAAAAUAAAGUAUUUGCUUUUUCCAAUC